Messenger RNA from Podospora pseudocomata, 1797 nucleotides. RefSeq lists its product as uncharacterized. Gene Ontology annotation, cellular component: spliceosomal complex. Gene Ontology annotation, biological process: spliceosomal complex disassembly. Lineage: Eukaryota; Fungi; Ascomycota; Sordariomycetes; Sordariales; Podosporaceae. The transcript has a single exon. The coding region runs from base 1 to 1797 and encodes 598 amino acids. The record is from RefSeq and is a predicted model, not a curated record.
AUGAGCACCCUCCCCGCGGAUCCAUGGAAGACUCUCGGUGUCGAGAAGACUGCAGACAAGUCUGAGAUUCGAUCUGCUUACAAGAAGCUUGUGCUCAAGUGCCACCCUGACAAGGUCCAAGACCCCGAGCUUAAGGCUCUGAAGCAGGAGGAAUUCACAAAGGUACAACAAGCCUGGGAGCUGCUCAGCAAUGAUGUCGAGCUUUCCAAGUAUGAGGAGCAGCUCAAGCUCGCUGAGCUCAAGGCAAAGGCCCAGGCCGCCAUGAAGAACGCUGCGAAUACGUCUGUUCCCCGCACAACAUCCACUAGGUACUACGAUAUUCGCACUGCCGAACCACCAUCAAAGUACAAGAGCCACAGUACUUCGUCUCCCUCGACCGGGAAGGUGUACACCCAUUAUGCGUCACCCCACACCCGGUCGCACGAGGAGGUUCCUGCAUCUCGUACUUACGCCAUCUAUGAGGACGGUGAGAAGACUGCCCGUCGCACUGCCAGCUAUGAGAAGCCAUCAAAGCGUGAUGACGAGAAGCUGGAAGACAUCAAGAGGAGAGAGAAGGAAGAGCUCCGUCGAUUCAAGGAGAAGGAGGAGGAGAGGAAAAAGGAGAGGUUGAUCGCCAAGGAACGUGAGAAGGAGCUGGAGCGUCAGGAAAAGGAAAGAGAAAGGGAGCGUGAGAAGGAGAGGGAGGCCCGUAGGGCUGAGAAGAAGAGAAUUGAGCGUCUUGAGAAGGAGCGGGAGAAGGAGCGUCGCCGUGAUGCCGAGGAAAAGACUCGCCGACACAAGCCUUACGUAGAAACGUACCCCGAGUUUGCCGAGCAACCUUGGGCGGAAGACGAGAUCUACAUGACGUCUCGGUCGGAUAAGAAGAAGUCUUCAUCGAGCAGCAAGAAGUACGAUGACCCGAUUCUUCGCGAGCGGGAACGGGAGAGGGAACGUGAGCGUGAUCGUGAGCGCGAACGUGAGCGGGACAAGUCAAGCUCACGCCGGGCCAAGUCUCCUCAUGCUGCGGCGAUGGAGGUCCCCGAGAGGAAACACAUCGACCACUUUGCAGAGGCUGCCAGCUACAUUGCCCGUGCCGGUGGUUCUGCUCCCAAGGAGACCGCUUUCUGGAAGUCGCAGACGCCUCCUGAUCAUAUUCUCGAGAUUCCUGUCGCGCCCACACCACCUCCCGCAGACCCAGAAGAGGAGUCGAUCAUGCGGGCCGCCAGGCGUGCAGCUCGCCGUCCUUCACAUGAGGCUUCCAAAUCCAAGGAGAAGCUGAAGUACGAUCUUGAUGCUUCUCCUGCCAAGUCUCGUCCGAUUCCUAAUCUUACCAAAUCGUACACCACUCCUCCUGUUUCUGCCGAGUCCCCUCCUCGCGUCAGCCGGACCAACACGACGCCACAUGAUUACGAGCGCAGCGCAGCACGCGGAGAGCGGAUUGUUCCUAUUCCUUCUCUUAUGCGCAGCACGACUUGGGCUCCUGGUGUUGCUGCUGGCCGAUCAGACCCGUAUGACGAUUAUUACGAAUCAGACGAAGAUCGAGAGCGCAGACAUCGCCGCCGCCGUAACAGAUCUCCCGAAGCCAUCCACUACAAGGUUGAGGGCGGCAAGACCUCGAAGAUGAGUUACGGGUACGGCGAGUCUCCCACCUCUCGGAGGUACGCAGACGAUGGAUGGAGUCCUCAUUCUCCUUCGGCCGCGUAUGCCCAGACGGCUUUCAAGGUCAAAGAGGGCAAGUCGUAUGGCUUGAAUGACAUCAAGUACGCGGAAUACACCUACACACAAGCUGACCCGUACGGUGCUGCUGUGGCAUCAUGA